CAUAAAUAUGGCCACCGGUACACACCAUCUUUGUCAGCCUCUCAUGCGCUGUUACAUCAGUUGCUGUCAACCAAAUUUUUAAACCAUUUCCUACAAACACAUAUCAGGAACGAAACCUCAUUCCAUUCACUUUCAACACACACUCUCCCUCCCUCUCUCUCUCUAUCUCUCUGUAUUCUCCCCUGCUAAGGAAGAAGAUGGCGCAGCCGGAGGAUGUGGAGAUCAGCAGCGGAGACAGUGGCGGUGCCGGGCCGUCCCAACCGAUGAUCGCUCUCGCCAUCAAGGGCCAGGAUGGUGAAGUGCUGCAUUUCAAGGUGAAUAUUCACAAGCCGAUCAAGAAGCUCCUCGUCAGUUACUGCCAGAAGAAGUUACUGGAUCUCAAACUCUUGACGUUCCUCAUUAACCAGAGGGACUUCGACCACCGCAAGACCCCUGCCGAACUUGGGCUGAAGGACAGGGAGUUGAUUGUUGUCGUGAUGACCAACUAUGGCGGCUGAUAAUCACCCGUCCAAUGUUCGUGGCACCUCCUACUCCCAACUUGGACUAUGAUUUUAGGAAUCAAAUGUUAACUGUCUCACUCACUAGAUGGGUAGAAGCUUUCUGAUUAAUCAGUUUUAACUUUGUGUACGUUUAUGUCAACUUUUGUGACUUCUACCUUGCUAUGAUCCUUGUUUUGUGAUUGGCUUCUUUCAUCGCCAUUUCUGGGUGAUGAAGCUUGACAAAUCAACGGGUUAUGCUGCA
Messenger RNA from Linum trigynum, 741 nucleotides. The record is from the annotation of a GenBank genome assembly. Lineage: Eukaryota; Viridiplantae; Streptophyta; Magnoliopsida; Malpighiales; Linaceae.